Molecule: messenger RNA, 580 nt
Organism: Cajanus cajan (pigeon pea)
Lineage: Eukaryota; Viridiplantae; Streptophyta; Magnoliopsida; Fabales; Fabaceae
Source: RefSeq, a predicted model, not a curated record
GGCACCGAUGGUGCUCACGAUUGAUGUAAAUGGAACAAAACAAGACGUUGUUGUUGCUGUUCAAAAGAGUGGUUUUGCUUGGGCGUUGCACCGCGAUAACGGCAGGCUCAUUUGGUCUACGGAAGCUGGACCAGGUGGGGUUGCAGGAGGUGGAACAUGGGGAGCAGCAAGUGACAAAGAAAGGGUAUAUAGUAACAUUGCAAAUUCAGAUGGCAAGAACUUCACUCUUAAACCAUCGAACAAGACUACUACUAGUGGAGGGUGGGUGGCAAUGGACGCAAGCAGUGGCAAGAUCUUGUGGUCCACAGCAAACCCUAGUAAUGCCACUGCUAGUGGUCCUGUUACUGUAGCUAAUGGCAUUGUCUUUGCUGGUUCAACAAAUCAAAAAGGACCUAUUUAUGCAAUCAACGCUAAGACUGGCCAAAUUCUAUGGUCCUAUGAGACUGGAUCCACAGUGUAUGGUGGCAUGUCCGUCAGUGAUGGGUGUAUAUAUUUUGGAAAUGGAUAUAAGCUAGCUAUUGGAUUGUUUCUUGGAAAUUUUACUUUUGGUACUUCACUUUUUGCCUUUUGUGUCGUCUAA